Ruditapes philippinarum (Manila clam) is the source of this 1005-nucleotide messenger RNA. Its product is annotated as TBC1 domain family member 5 homolog A-like. NCBI's taxonomy places the organism in Eukaryota, Metazoa, Mollusca, Bivalvia, Venerida, Veneridae. The coding region runs from base 1 to 1005 and encodes 334 amino acids. The transcript has a single exon. The record is from RefSeq and is a predicted model, not a curated record.
AUGUCACAUGCAGAGUAUGGUAACAAUAACAUCAUGUCACAUGCAAGUGAUGUUAACAAAAGCAUCAUGUCACAUGCAGAGUAUGUUAACAAUAACAUCAUGUCAUAUGCAGAGUAUGGUAACAACAACAUCAUGUCACAUGCAAGUGAUGUUAACAAUAACAUCAUGUCAUAUGCAGAGUUUGGUAACAAUAACAUCAUGUCAUAUGUAGGUUAUGACAUAAAUAACAUGUCACAUGCAGAGUAUGUUAACAAUAACAUCAUGUCACAUGCAGGUUAUGGUAACAAUAACAUCAUGCCACAUGCAGAGUAUGUUAACAAUAACAUCAUGCCACAUGCAGAGUAUGUUAACAGUAACAUCAUGUCACAUCCCAGUUAUGGUAACAAUAAUGUCAUGUCUCCUGCAAGUUAUGGUAACAAUAACAUCAUGCCACAUGCAGAGUAUGGUAACAAUAACAUCAUGUCACAUGCAGAGUAUGGUAACAAUAACAUCAUGUCACAUGCAGAGUAUGUUAACACCUACAUCAUGCCACAUGCUGAGUAUGUUAACAAUAACAUCAUACCACUUGCAGAGUAUGUUAACAAUAACAUCAUGUCACAUGCAGAGUAUGUUAACAAUAACAUCAUGCCAUAUGCAGAGUAUGGUAACAAUAACAUCAUGUCACAUACCAGUUAUGGUAACAAUAAUGUCAUGUCUCCUGCAAGUUAUGGUAACAAUAACAUCAUGACACAUGCAGAGUAUGGUAACAAUAACAUCAUGUCACAUGCAGAGUAUGGUAACAAUUACAUCAUGUCACAUGCAGAGUAUGUUUACACCUACAUCAUGCCACAUGCAGAGUAUGUUAACAAUAACAUCAUGUCACAUGCAGAGUAUGUUAACAAUAACAUCAUGCCACAUGCAGAGUAUGUUAACAAUAACAUCAUGUCACAUGCAAGUUAUGGUAACAAUAACAUCAUGUCACAUGCAAGUUAUGGUAACAAUAUCAUCAUGUCACAUGCAGAGUAA